CAAGCUAAAAAAUGGAUUGAUCAAGGUUAUCAAACAUUGGAUGAUUUACGAGCAAAAGCUCAUUUGACACAUAAUCAACAAGUAGGACUUAAAUAUUAUGAUGAAUUUUUACAACGGAUACCACGAGUAGAAAUACAAGAAAUUGAAAAUGUGGUUAAAGAAACAGCUGAAUUAUUACGACCCGGUAUUAUUUUGACAACUGGUGGUUCAUAUCGACGUGGUCAACAAACAUGUGGUGAUUGUGAUAUGAUUAUUACACAUCCCGAUAGAAAAUCUCAUGAAAAUUUAUUGAUACCAUUAGUCGAAAGUUUAAAAAAGAAAGGUAAACGAACAAGUGAUCAGGAUAAAAUGUUUAAUAUAAAUAUGUAUAUAUGA
This is a messenger RNA of Didymodactylos carnosus, 375 nucleotides long. The record is from the annotation of a GenBank genome assembly. Lineage: Eukaryota; Metazoa; Rotifera; Eurotatoria; Philodinida; Philodinidae.